Molecule: messenger RNA, 1745 nt
Organism: Rubroshorea leprosula
Lineage: Eukaryota; Viridiplantae; Streptophyta; Magnoliopsida; Malvales; Dipterocarpaceae
Source: the annotation of a GenBank genome assembly
AAAAUAUAGUCUACCUAAUAGCAGUGUUCAUGUUUCUUUCUCCUCUAACAAACGCCAAAGCGUUGGCACCAUGUACUGCUUCUAAAUUUCUGCUCUGCAUGCUUUGGAAACCAAACCACACAUACACCAAAGCAUUCACAUACCAUUAACACACUCUUAUUUUCUCCGCUAUGUGUACUCCUUGCAUGUUACUGUUAUCUAUUUCUUUCAUUUAUAUGUUAUGGUCUCUUGGGACAUAUUUUGUGUUUACGUUGAAUAUUUUUGUGAUAUUAGUAAUGGGUACUGAUUUUUUGGUGAUUUAGGAGACAGCGUUUAUGAUUCUGCUUGUCGAAGCUACGGGGUUUUCGAGUUUUGAUUCAAUUGGGAGUGUUUGGGGUUGAUGGGUCCCGUGGGAGGGUUGAAAAAGAGAAGGAAGGUAGAGAAGAAGCCUGAAGAAAAUGGUUCUGGUUCCUCUGAGAAGGGAGGGUCUGUUGAUUGGUGGGAUGAGUUCUCCAAGAGGAUUAAUGGUCACCAUUUUCCACAAAGGGGUCUGGAUAAGUUCCAGUCUAUUUUUAAGAUCUCCAGAAGAACUUUCAACUACAUAUGUUCACUUGUGGAGGAUCAUAUGAUGGCUAAGUCAAGGAAUUUUACCUUUACAAAUGGCAAACCUGUGUCAUUUCAUGAACAAGUAGCAGUAGCUUUGAGACGGUUAGGCUCUGGGGACUCACUGCUUGCAGUUGGUGAUUUAUUUGGGCUGCAUCACUUUACUGUCUCCCAAAUGACAUGGCGCUUUGUUGAGGCUAUGGAAGAGAGGGCACUUCAUCACCUCCGAUGGCCUUCAAAUGAAACAGAAAUGACAGAAAUAAAGUGCAAGUUUGAAAAGAUGCAAGGCCUUCCUAAUUGUUGCGGAGUCAUUGAUACCACUCACAUCUCUAUGUGUUUGCCUUCAUCAGAUCCUGACGGCAAGGUGUGGCUUGAUCAUCAGAAGAAUUACAGCAUGGUCUUGCAGGCAAUUGUCGACUCUGAGAUGAGGUUCCGAGACAUAAUCACUGGAUGGCCAGGUAAAAUGGAAGAUUGGUUGGUUUUUCAGAGUUCAUCUUUCUAUAGACUGUGUCACAAAGGACAAAGGUUGAAUGGGAAAAAUCUAGUGCUCUCUGAAGGACUGGAAAUACAGGAAUAUAUAGUUGGGGAUUCAGGAUAUCCUUUGUUGCCGUAUUUAGUUACACCUUACAAGGGGAAAGAACUACCAGAAUCAAAAGCUGAGUUCAAUAAACGGCUGUCAGCAACCAGGUUGGUAGCUCAGCGGGCAUUUGCAAGGUUGAAGGAAAUGUGGAGGAUCAUCCACGGAGUAAUGUGGAGACCUGACAAACAUAAGUUGCCAAGGAUCAUUCUUGUUUGCUGCUUGCUUCAUAACAUUGUUAUCGAUUUGGAAGACGAGUUUCAGGAUGAACUGCCUUUGUCUUACAAUCAUGAUGAGGGUUACAAGCAGCGUUGCUGUGGAACCGUGGAUGUAAAGGGUGUAGACCUAAGAGAUGAGCUUUCUUUCUACUUGUCAGGCAAAUUGCCCCCUGAUUUCUCUACAUUUUCAGUGCCUCAGUCAUAGUUUUCUUAACAUACAGGAGCUUUAAAGCAGGAUUUUUAACUGGUAAUUGUUCAUAUCAAGUUGGUUUUCUUUUGUUCUCUUUUGAAAUCGUAAAUGCUUCAAUGACCGUUGCAAUUUUUGUGUUAGGUUCCUUUAAAUUUACAAAUACAAGGUCCUGGCUGAA